This is a messenger RNA of Macrobrachium nipponense, 1776 nucleotides long. Its product is annotated as protein fem-1 homolog A-like. The record is from RefSeq and is a predicted model, not a curated record. The transcript is spliced from 8 exons. Lineage: Eukaryota; Metazoa; Arthropoda; Malacostraca; Decapoda; Palaemonidae. Gene Ontology annotation, molecular function: protein binding. The coding region runs from base 1 to 1776 and encodes 591 amino acids.
AUGCCUGAUUUUAGUCAGUCAGUAGCACAACUUCGAGGGGUCAGUAUGGAGCAGCUGCAGGUUAUUGCUACCUGUUGGUCUCGACAAGAGUUUAAAGAACCUGAUGAACCAUCGUCGGUUCAUAACAAUGGCGACCUUGCCAGGAUUCGGCACUGUUUGGCUGGCAGGUUUGUGGCAGCAUCGGAGUUUAAAGAACCUGAUGAACCAUCGUCGGUUCAUAACAAUGGCGACCUUAGGCCAGGAUUCGGCACUGUUUGGCUGGCAGGUUUGUGGCAGCAUCGGAGCUGCAGGUAUUGCUUACCUGUUGGUCUCGACAAGAGGUUGGGGAUCUUGUCUGUUGGUGUAGCUUCAUCUCCGUUGGCAGUAUGUGGCUGUCAUGACGACAAAGUUCGUCUGUUGGCUGCAUUAGAAGUUCGACUCAUCUGUUCUGAUGGGCAGCGUGUGGUGUCUCUACAACAAAUAACGAUUCACGGGAGAUUCUUGCACGGAGUUCGGCCUCUGUGGUGCGCUACCGUCGGGGGCCAGUACGCGGUCAUUGACUACCUCCUUUCCAAAGGAGCCAAUGUGAAUGGCAUUACCAGAUUCAACAGCACUCCUCUGCGAGCAGCGUGUAUCCAUGGCCACCUCGAUAUUGCCAAACUUCUUGUGGAACACGGAGCCUCCACCGAGACUACUGAUCCAUACUCGUUCACUUGUCUGAUGCUCGCUGCUCACAACCGCCGUCUGGAAAUUGUGAAAUACCUUUUAGAAAUUGGCGUUGACGUGAACGGUAAGAGUAUGGACGGGCAAAGCGCUUUGCAUGUGAGUGCGGAAAUAGGACAUAUUGAAAUAAUGAAAGUGUUGCUGGAUCACAACGGUCAAAUGGAUGCCGACAUUUCUGGAAUUACUCCUCUGAUUCUGGCGAGCUUUCGUUGCCACUUGGAAAUGGUAGAAUAUCUUGUAAGCAGAACAGACUUGAUAUCUGUUAAAGAGAAAGCCGAUGCAUUCGAGUUACUUGGAGCUUCGCUUUUAGACGAUUUGGAAGAUAUUGUCAGUGUUAUUCAGUACUGGAAAUCAGCUAUGAGCCACAGGUACGUAGAUGGUGUCCUGACUUAUCCAAAAUCCGAACUGAAUUUGGAAGGUCCUGCACACGAGGAGUUCAGAGAAGUCACCACCUUAGAGCAACUAGAGGCCAUAGAGACUGACUUCGAGUCAGUCCAACGUCAGUCUCUCCUCGUGAAGGAGAGGGUUUUAGGACCCGAUCAUUUUACCACACUGCUAUAUAUCCGGGACGCAGGUCUCGACUACGCAAAUGACGGUGCUUUCAAGCAAUGCAUCAACCUGUGGGUUCACGCUAUCGAAGUGCAAUAUUUCCGGCUAAAACCACUCAACCACGCUAGGCUCUACCACUUCAGGUCAUUCGUGGGGCUGUUUUCAUCCCUGACGGACGCAGAGCAUGUAAGUAACUGGAAUCGUCAACCUAAGGAUUUUUUCGAUGAUAUUAUGUGUGUGUUUGAAAAAGGCGCGAGGGAAUUGAAUCUGGUUGUUUCCGAAUUAGAUCAAAGCGACAUUUCCGUGAAGAAGCUAAAUGAAUCACACCUUAACGAGUGUGUUGCAAUCAUCAUGCAUUUAUUAGUAUCGUUAACAAUGUUACAGCCACAGCUCUCGUCCUCUCAGAUACACACUUUCAGGAGUGCGUUGUAUCAACUACUGAAGAAGGAUCCAAGGGAUGCAGCGGGUUGGAGCCUUCUCCACAUCGCCUGGACGGGUUUUCAGUGCCGGUGUCUAGCACCGUGA